CAAGUCCGAUACUUUUGCGUUAAGUGUCAAAUAAAAACCCUUGCGUACAGCUAUUAGUAAAAAAUUUUCAUUGUGUCCUCUGACUUAUAUAUAUAUUUCGGGGUCCUGGUGUUACUGUGGUUCGGAGAAAUUAUAACUGACAAAUUUUUUUGUAUUAUGUCCUUUUCUAAAAUUACUCGGGUUUUUCAUAGGACCGUUUUCCCAACUCACUUCGUUACUCGUCGAGUUCAAUGUCUUCAGUCACCGAGAUCUGAUUUGUUUCAUUUGCCAUUUUCAAGAACCCUGAGAACUCGGAAGCCUUGGAUGGAUUUACGUCAGGAAAAUGUACUUUUGAAAAACAAAUUAAAAGCAGUACAAAAGGGGGCCGAAUUAGAACAACAACCGUGGGAGCCUUCGCCGAAAAAACAAAAGAUCAUGACGCAUGGAACCGCUACUCUCUUUGCAGGCGAAAAAAUUCUAGUAGGCUUGGAUAGUUUUAAAGAGAUUGUGGAUCGGGGUUCCACUAUAAUCGACAAAACACUUCUUAUUUCUGAGUUCAUUGAAUGCAAGGGGAUAGUCUCUCUUGUCGUUCGUCCAAGACGAUUUGGAAAAACCAUAAACCUCACUAUGCUUAGGGAAUUUUUUUCGAUUCCCAUCCACCCUGACAAUAAAGAUUACCGUUAUGAACUGUUCAAAGACACAAAAAUUAUGGAAAGAUCAGAUGUUUAUAAUAAAUAUUUUUGCAAGUAUCCAGUUAUCUUCCUAUCUCUCAAGGGCUACGAAAGUUGUUCAACUUGGUCAAGUAUGCGGGCCCGAUUAUGUCAGCAGUUGGCAACUCUAUACAACGAUCAUCAUUAUGUUUAUUACCAAGUCAGCCAAAAAAUUCUAAAUAAAUCACGUUUUGAUAGGAUAAAUUCCGGUAAAUUUAAGGAUGGUGUCACUGAAGAUGCCCUUCUAUACCUCUCCAAGUACUUGAAAGACUAUCACAGAAAUAAGUGUAUUGUCCUGAUUGAUGAGUACGAUCACCCUCUUGAAGUUGCUUAUCAACAUCAAUAUUACGAAGAAGCUUGUGGUUUUUUUGCUUCUCUGUUUGGAGCACUCCUCAAGGGCAAUGAUGAAAAUUUGGAGAAGGCCCUCCUUGUUGGUGUUUCUCGCGUUGCUAAGUCAGGAUAUUUAUCAGGGCUUAAUAAUUUGCAAGUGUUCCCAAUGCACCACGAAGUAUUUGCGAAUUAUUUCGGAUUCACUGAGGAUGAAAUCUUUAUCCUCCUUCAACAUAAUGGUAAGGAAGAUCAGUUAGAUGGGGUCAGGCAAUGGUACAAUGGAUACCGGGCCGGAAAUGGUCUUAAUUUGUACAACCCAUGGUCAAUAAUUUCUUUUAUUAAUGAAGGAACUUUGAAGGCACAUUGGAUUGACACAGGAGGUACUAAAACGAUUAAGGAUUUGCUUUGGAACUCAACUGAAGAUUUUAAAAAUAAUACAUCAAUGUUACUCAAGGGUUGUGCAAUCAAUGUAAGGAUUAUGGAAGAUAUGGACUAUAAUGUGCUAGCUCAAAAAUCAAAUAUAGACAAUGUACUUUGGACCUUACUCUACUAUGCGGGUUAUCUCACCAAAGAUAAAAAUGACAAUCUAUGCAUUCCAAACAUGGAAGUUUCUACAGAAUGGCAGGAAUGGCUGACAAAUUGCAAUUCAUUUGAAUUGGAUUCAAUGCUAAGUUUGCUGUUGCAAUGUAGGCUCUCAGAAUUUAAGGAGCAAUUCUCUAGAUUUAUUAUGAAUUCUCUUUCCUAUUAUGAUGUUACGGAUAAAAUGGCGGAAACCAAUUAUCAUGUCUUCAUAAUUGGCUUGUUUAAUCAAGCAUACUGCCGUGGUUAUAAAUUAAUAUCAAAUAGAGAAGCUGGUACAGGUCGAUUUGACUUAAAAAUUGAACCAACAGAGAAAGUGAAUUUUAAGACUGGAGUGUUUAUGGAGUUUAAGGUACUGAAAAAUGAGAAACAGAAUAAGAAGAAACUUCAGGAUAAGGCUAAUGAAGCAUUGGAACAAAUAAAAAAUAAACGCUACUUUUCUGAUCUUCCUAAAUUUACCAAACAAUGUGUUAUUUGUGGAGUUGCUUUUCAGGGGAAGGAUGUAUAUAUAGCGAGUGAGGUGCUGAAUUCGUGGCAGAAUUAAGGUUGGUUGCCGUAAGUAAUGAUUAUUAUAUAUCGAAUUACAACCUUUAGUAGUUGUAAUAUUAUAAACAUAAGCUGUAAAUUGGCUGUAAAUACUACACUAUUGUGGUUAGCUAAAAGAUGGUAAUUCUGAUUUACAACCAUUAUAUUUACUUGAUUUUUGGACUUACAACUAUUUAUGGAGACCAACACUAGGUAGAAUAGUCAUUAUAUUUAUAUUUAUGCAACAUAAAAAAUAAUGUUUAACUGCGGGCAUUAAUAUAAAACCAUCACAUAGCAGAUUUAUGUAUUAUUUUUUGUAUUAAUAAACAAAAGUCUUACAUUAUAUCAAGAAUAAUUU
Molecule: messenger RNA, 2481 nt
Organism: Rhizophagus irregularis DAOM 181602=DAOM 197198
Lineage: Eukaryota; Fungi; Glomeromycota; Glomeromycetes; Glomerales; Glomeraceae
Source: RefSeq, a predicted model, not a curated record